Messenger RNA from Phoenix dactylifera (date palm), 999 nucleotides. RefSeq names its product DNA-directed RNA polymerase, RBP11-like protein (gene NRPB11). Lineage: Eukaryota; Viridiplantae; Streptophyta; Magnoliopsida; Arecales; Arecaceae. Gene Ontology annotation, molecular function: protein dimerization activity; DNA binding. Gene Ontology annotation, cellular component: RNA polymerase II, core complex. The record is from RefSeq and is a predicted model, not a curated record. Gene Ontology annotation, biological process: transcription by RNA polymerase II.
CGACCCCCUUCGCCCCGCCCCAAAACCCCCGAUCCCCCUUUCUUCUUUCCAUUCUCUAAUCUCUCUCCGGCGACCGUCUUCCCUUCCUCCGACGGCCGGCGAAUACGGUGGUGGAAGAGCGGGCGGAGAGGACGCCGGCGCCCCUCUCUCUACGAGGCACGAAUCGUGAGGCAAAGGAAGCUGUGAAAAAAGAAGAGGAGGAACCAUGAAUGCCCCGGAUCGUUACGAACGCUUUGUUGUCCCGGAAGGCACCAAGAAGGUAUCCUAUGAGAGAGACACCAAGAUUGUCAAUGCCGCUUCCUUCACCAUCGAGAGAGAAGACCACACCAUUGGCAACAUCCUUAGAAUGCAGUUGCAUAGGGAUCCGAAUGUGCUUUUUGCUGGUUACAAGCUUCCGCAUCCUCUGCAAUACAAGAUCGUCGUCAGGAUACACACCACGAGCCAGUCAUCGCCGACCCAGGCAUACACACAGGCCAUUGAUGAUCUUGACAAGGAACUCCUUCAGCUGAAGAAAGCGUUUGAGGAUGAGAAGAACAGACUUGAAGGGAAGCCCUACUACUAGCCUGGGCAGCAGCAGUCGCUGGUAUUUUUGUGGUCAUCGAGUGAAUGAGCUGGUUGUAUUGCAAUUUCCUUGGACCAGAAGUUAAAAAAACUGUUUAGAGUCACUUUUGUGUGAUUGUAUGUAAACCUUAAAACCCAUAGCCUUUCUGACCUUCAUGCAUCAGGAUUACAAGCUUCUGUACUGCAACUGCCUGAACUCAAAACUGGGCACAUUAAUAGUUUUGGACUGGAGUUACAACUAGAAAUGAGCUUCCAUAACAGAUUGCAUCAAAUUUGGCAGGCCCGGAUAUGUUCUGGGCUUAGAUUAGGACUGGCCUGGAUCUUAGAUCUGAACUCAGCCCACAUCUGGACUUGGGGGCUUGUAUAAAUUGGCGGACGAGAUUGUAAUACGGAAGAAUCCAAAUGAAUGGAUCUGACUAUAAUAUAGGUAGGAUUUAA